AUGGCGCCGAAAGAUAUGAAGGCCAAGAAAUCAACCUGGGAGUUUAAUUUGGAUCUUACUCACCCAGUAGAAGAUGAAAUUCUUGACUCUGGGAAUUUUGAACAGUUUGUACGGGAGAAGGUUAAAGUCAAUGGAAAAUCUGGAAAUCUCGGGAAUGUUGUUCACAUUGAACGCGUCAUGAAUAAGAUUACAGUUGUUUCUGAGAAACAGUUCUCCAAAAGGUAUUUGAAAUACCUUACUAAGAAAUACCUAAAGAACAAUCUCCGGGACUGGCUGCAUGUGCUUGCAUCUGACAAGGAUAUGUACCAGCUCCGUUACUUCCAGAUUAGUCAAGAUGAAGACGGACCUGAGUCUGAAGCCUCCUUAGAAGACUGCGUAAUGGAGAGAUUCACCCUGUGA
Elephantulus edwardii (Cape elephant shrew) is the source of this 399-nucleotide messenger RNA. RefSeq names its product 60S ribosomal protein L22-like 1-like. Gene Ontology annotation, cellular component: ribosome. NCBI's taxonomy places the organism in Eukaryota, Metazoa, Chordata, Mammalia, Macroscelidea, Macroscelididae. Bases 1 to 399 code for a protein of 132 amino acids. The record is from RefSeq and is a predicted model, not a curated record. Gene Ontology annotation, molecular function: structural constituent of ribosome; RNA binding. The transcript has a single exon. Gene Ontology annotation, biological process: cytoplasmic translation.